Molecule: messenger RNA, 523 nt
Organism: Ambispora gerdemannii
Lineage: Eukaryota; Fungi; Glomeromycota; Glomeromycetes; Archaeosporales; Ambisporaceae
Source: the annotation of a GenBank genome assembly
CACAGACAAUUUAAAUCAUAAAACGUUGUAUGCUUAUGCAUUGCAUUCAGGUGUUCUUGCUAUUUUUUCAUUACGACUAUUCGUAUUUGAGGAAGACGGAAUGGUGCAGGGUGAACGAAGCAAGAGAAAGCGUUCUAUAAUUUCUGAUAACCAACUGCAAUUUGUUGUUUAUAACGCAAGUACAUUUGCUGUGCAAAGUGAAACUUCAAAUAAACCAACUCAAAGUGGAACAUCAAAUAAACUGACUCACCAUGAAAUUUCUUAUGAAACUUAUAAAAACUCUAAUGAAGAAAUAUACGAAAUUACUUAUGAUACUCUUCAAGAAACCUCUUAUGAAACUCCUCAAGAUAACCAAAAUGAAAAUGUGACAACUCCGCCACCAUCAUCACCUUUACCUCCACCAAUUCUGUUUACUUCAACAUUUGAUACUUCAGCACUUGCAUCACAACGUGUUGCUAUUUUAUCAACAGAUGCUCACCAAUUCCAACAAUCACAAAGCAAAUGGGGCUCAAGCUGGAUGUGA